Messenger RNA from Chaetomium fimeti, 2634 nucleotides. RefSeq lists its product as uncharacterized. Bases 181 to 2442 code for a protein of 753 amino acids. Gene Ontology annotation, biological process: regulation of gene expression. The transcript is spliced from 7 exons. NCBI's taxonomy places the organism in Eukaryota, Fungi, Ascomycota, Sordariomycetes, Sordariales, Chaetomiaceae. Gene Ontology annotation, molecular function: chromatin DNA binding; protein binding; RNA polymerase II cis-regulatory region sequence-specific DNA binding. The record is from RefSeq and is a predicted model, not a curated record.
GCGAAUCAGGGCUCAUCGAACAACCCACAAUGUUGCUUGGCUGCGCACAGCCUCAAGAGCCUCGUCAACCACGGAUGGAGAACGAGAGCCCAACAGCCCUGCCAGACUUUUCUGCCUUCAGCUUGACAACCCCAGCCAAGAGUCCAGUACUAUCCGGUCCGUCGUCCCGCCAGGGAUACGAUGACGACCCCAGGCGAUGUCAUCGCCAUCCUCGGCUUAUUCGAGCGCGUGGCCGUUGAGCUGCGCAACUACAAGGACGCCCCCGCACAUUUCCAGCACCUCGGCGUCGAGCUCGAUCUCCUCCGCAGCACACUGCGCCAUACCCUCCAACUCCAACCCGAGAACGACGAUGAGCGUCAGGUCCUCAGCAAGGUUGGCGCCAUCGCCACGCACUGCCUGCAGCCUCUCCAGGCUAUGGCCGACAAGAUGCGGUCUAAGGAGAGCAGCCUCGGCCAUUUCCGAACAACGACGUGUCUGGUGAAUAUCGGGACCCGGGUCCACUGGUCCCUGAUCGCCCGCAAGGAUGUCGACGAGCUUCGGAAGGUUGUUUUGGCUGAGAUGGUGGCCAUUAAUAUACUUCUGAGCACCCAGCAGCUGAGUCAGAUCAAGCGCCUCUCUGCCGAGCUUAAAGGGGUAGAAAACGUACAGUCCGCCCUGAUUAACAAGCACUCAACCGCUCUCAUAGAGCAGACAUCGUCCAUGUUCAAGAUCGUUGCCGCAACACCAGACGCAAUCGCAGACCUUCGGACCAUCACAGUCGAGCAGGCAGUGAGACAGUCGGCGGAGGGGCAGGCGCAUCACCGGGGAUUGGAAGCGGUUACAAAGCACAUAGAAGCGCUGUCACUCACGACCAAGCAGACCUGGACGGCCGCCCAGCGACACGCCGCCGCGAUGGGCCGCAUGGUCAAGAGGCUGAAUGCGUUGAUGGGGGACAUUAGGAAGCUUUUUUCUUUACGAUUGCUGCUUUAUAUCGCCAGCCAGAUGAAGCGCGUUGUGGAUACCCUCGACGGCAUGCCACGCGGCCUUGGAGUAAGUAUUAUUCGUCUCGACGACGCCUUGGGCGAUACUUGGGGACUGCCCUUGCAGGCCUGUGAGAGCUGGGAUUCAUUUUACAACAUGCUUCGGCUCGUUGUGUUUGCGGGCAAGCCAGGCCUCGACCGGGUCGUAAGCGGACAGUUUGUUAUUACGAUGGCAAGGACAGGCGUGAGACUCGAUGCGUGGAACUGGGAUCAUUGCAUCAAGAGGGACAUCCAUCUCGAGCAAGCCAUGAUGAUCCCCUCGCCGGGAUCAGGGUCGAAAGGAUGCCCCUUUCCGGGGUGCGUUGGCACCAUUUUAUCGGGGGCUGAUGGCGAGAACACAUGCUCGACGUGUGGGCGCCAGUCAACGACACGAAAAAGAAUUAGUGUUGCCCUACUACUAGAGACGGAACUACCGCGCCCCCCAUCUGCAGAACCACCGCCGAACAUGUUGCAAAACCCGCGUGGAGUUAGCCUACCGCAAUUGCGGGUGCCAGCCGACGAGUAUCAGCAUUUUCGCCGAGUCCAGAUUCAGGAACCCAUGGAACCGAUCCAAGAUAUCGACGAGGCGUACCGCAGACUGGAUGAGGAUGGAACAGACGCCUCGGCCAAUGGUUUUCUGGGCUUCGAGGCGUUGCAGCGGGCCGAGGAGAUUCGUGGUCAGGGUGACCUUGACGCUUCUGAACAUUUUGACGAGGCGGUGCGGCGGCUCGGGACAGCCUUACGCUCAGAGUCUUCUAUUGCGGAGCAUUGGUAUCUUCUGGGCAGAGCAUACAGCGGCAUGGGAGAGUACAGUAAGGCGUACGAGGCACUUCAGAAGGCGGUGUACUUGAGGGGGCGAAUUCCAAACUUUUGGGUCACGGUUGGCAUCUUGUACUACCGUAUAGACCAGCUCCGGGAUGCUCUGGAUUCCUUCACCAGAGCGAUACGUCUCAACCCGCGCUUGUACGUCAGCUGGUACAACAUAGGAGUUUUGUACGAAGCCGCCGAGGAGCCGGCAGACGCCACGGACGCUUUUCAGCACUGCCUGGAGCUAGCCCAUCCUCGGAAACUUCCAGCAUUGGAAGCGCGGUUGCAGGUUCUAACGAGCCGCCGUGGGACAAACGCUAGCCCAGGUAGCGAAAGAAUCCUUGCUAUGCUCGAGACUGAACUGCGACCCAGUCUUGAGAAAGGCAAUUAUUCCGAGGAUGCAAAUAUAUCUCUUCGCCCGCUGGCGCGACCUUCAAGGUCCGGGCCGGACCGGAUCCAGCCGUCGCCGAUUUCAGAGUUCCAGGCCCAGGUUCACCACGCGGCCGAGUUUAACCGGCGGGUUAACCAGCAGCGAGAUAUGCGCAGUGACUAUAUGCAGAACAUUUGGCGCAGACCGCACGAACACCCCCCUCCGACAACACCGAGCUCGCCUGUUAGCUCGACCAAUGGUACUUGACUGUGCCGACUAGCUGGGCCGGCCCGGCAAAAAGAACAAAAAAAAAAGAAAAUCAAGAAAAAUAAAUGAAAUAGAAGGAUAUCGAGAAAAAUAAAAGAAAUAAAACAAAUGGGGCAAAAGAAAAGUAAACGGAGUAAAUGUAGUUUCUUUGGACUUUAGAGUACCUAGCUUUCGUUUUGUUCCUACAGUCGA